CUUCAUUCUCUUGGCACGAUCGGCACCGCGAGCCGCCCUCCACGCCAUCUUCCAGCGCCAUGAAGUCAUUCCUCGACGGUUUUCUAAAGAGCGCCUAUUUCGACGCGAAGGCGCAGUCGUCGGGUUCACAUCAGCACAAACCUCGUCACGAGCAAUUAAAUCCUCGGACACUUGCCACCCAUCCCCAGUUGUCGCCACACUGGUUGUCCCAGCUCGAGAAUAUCCACGUGACGCCGCAUAAGGGUGCAAAGCGCCCAAGUGGAUCAAAAGUGGCAAUGCUGGAUGACCGCAAAGUGUUUCUCAAAUGCAUCGACUUCACGCAGACGUACUCGAGCGCCAAGCACGCGUUCCUCGAAGAUGCCGUGUGGAUUCAAGCGCUGGAGCAUCCCCACAUCGUUCGCGUCCUCGGUUUUACCGUAGUCGCGUACUCGACGACAUUUUGCGUUGUCCUAGAGUUCAUGGAGCAAGGCACACUGGCAUCGCGUUUGCGGAGUCCAACUCUCUUCAGCGGUGCAGUCAUGUCGACCUCACAAUAUGGGGGACGAAGGCCACCAUCCAACGUCGCGCAGGACGAGAAGUUGAUUGCCUAUCAAAAGUGUCUCGAGCUGGCCAUCGGACUGCAUUAUCUUCACAGCCAACAGAUUCCUUACAAGGUCAUCUCAGCUUCCAACAUCCUCGUGCAUGACAAUCAGUACAAGUGGAACAUUCAGCAGCUCAUGCGCUGCCGCCCCAAGCACUGCAGCCGAAGAGGCGUCGUCGGCGCCGAAGGGGAGCGGUAUGGCACUGGCGACGUCGUGUACGCUGCGCCAGAGCUCUUGUCAUCCACCGAACCGGUCGACAGCUUCGCCGCGGAUAUUUAUGCGCUAGCCAUUGUGUUUGGCGAAAUCGUGACACAGACACCCCCCUUUGCCAACGUCUAUGAGGCCCUCGGCCCUGUUGCCGGCGACGCUCAUGUCGCCACAGUCAAGGCAAACCCUGCCUCGUCGCUCGAAGAUUUGGCCCCGUUCCUAGACUGGUUGCCAGCCGAAGACGUAUCGACCACAACGUCGACAACAACGAAAGGUCUGUCAUUUGAGGCCCUCGUCAGGAAAUGCCUGGAUGCAAACCCGGCUUCCCGCCCGACCAUCGACCUCGUCGUGUUGGCACUGGUGCCGCUGGCUGAAAACCCCCGCUUCCACGUCGAGCCGUAGCUUUUCAAGGCACUCUGCAUGUGUAAAGAACGCUGGAUGAAUGGGUGGUCUGCGCCGUGAAUCUUGGGACAGGGCAGAGAGCGUUCUCGUUCGGAUCGUGAGGGCAACGACGCAGCGAGGUGGCUGAGAGGAGGUUUCUGCAAGCGGCCAUCCCCCUAGAUAUGCAUUCUCCAUAAAUUCCUGCGAUCCUUUACCGAGGGAUGUAUGUCUCGGCCUCGAAUCGGUGGCUGGCUCGCUGGCUCCAAUGCUGAUCACGGCAGAAUGGCCGAUCUUGUAUAUUUCGCCAACUCCUACUGUAAUCAUGCCAGUGAACCGAACAACUUUG
Aphanomyces invadans is the source of this 1515-nucleotide messenger RNA. RefSeq names its product TKL protein kinase. Gene Ontology annotation, biological process: protein phosphorylation; signal transduction. Gene Ontology annotation, molecular function: protein kinase activity; ATP binding. Gene Ontology annotation, cellular component: cytoplasm. The transcript has a single exon. Bases 60 to 1190 code for a protein of 376 amino acids. Lineage: Eukaryota; Oomycota; Saprolegniomycetes; Saprolegniales; Verrucalvaceae. The record is from RefSeq and is a predicted model, not a curated record.